GUUAACUAAAACUAGCGUGACCAUGGCCACGACGACGAUGGCGCGUGCGUCGCUAGCACUCGUGCUCCUGCUCAUCACGGCGGCCGUGGGUGCAGCCAACUGCACAACCGUCGCCUACAAUGACCGCGCGCUCGUCAUCGACGGCCAGCGCCGCAUCGUGCUCUCGGGAUCGAUCCACUACCCCAGAAGCACACCUGAGAUGUGGCCGGAUCUGAUCAAGAAGGCCAAGGAAGGUGGCCUCGACGCCAUCGAGACCUAUGUCUUCUGGAAUGGCCACGAGCCGCGGCCGCGCCAGUACAACUUCGCGGGGAACUACGACAUCGUCAGGUUCUUCAAAGAGAUCCAGAACGCCGGCAUGUACGCAAUCCUUCGCAUUGGCCCGUACAUCUGUGGCGAAUGGAACUAUGGAGGACUUCCCGCCUGGCUGCGUGACAUUCCAGGCAUGCAGUUCAGAAUGCACAACCAGCCUUUCGAGCACGAGAUGGAGACCUUCACCACGCUCAUCGUCAACAAGCUAAAGGAUGCAAAUAUGUUCGCUGGUCAGGGCGGCCCGAUCAUCCUGUCUCAGAUCGAGAACGAGUACGGGAACAUUAUGGCCAACUUGACAGAUGCGCAAUCGGCCUCGGAGUACAUACACUGGUGCGCGGCCAUGGCCAACAAGCAGAACGUUGGCGUCCCCUGGAUCAUGUGCCAACAAGAUGCCGAUGUCCCACCGAAUGUGAUCAACACCUGCAACGGAUUCUAUUGCCACGACUGGUUCCCCAAACGGACUGAUAUUCCUAAGAUUUGGACCGAAAACUGGACCGGCUGGUUCAAAGCCUGGGACAAGCCGGAUUUCCACCGGUCAGCCCAGGACAUUGCUUUCGCGGUCGCCAUGUUCUUCCAGAAGCGCGGAUCGCUCCAAAACUACUACAUGUAUCACGGUGGAACCAACUUCGGCCGCACUGCGGGAGGCCCGUACAUCACCACCAGCUACGAUUACGACGCACCUUUGGAUGAGUACGGUAACAUCAGGGAGCCCAAAUACGGCCACUUGAAGGACCUCCACGCCGUGCUCAAAUCCAUGGAGAAGAUCCUGGUCCAUGGAGAUUUCAGUGACAUAAACUAUGGCAGGAACGUCACGGUCACCAAGUACACCUUAGAUGGUUCCUCCGUUUGCUUCAUUAGCAACCAAUUCGACGAUAGAGAUGCCAACGCAACGAUUGAUGGAACUACUCACGUUGUGCCUGCUUGGUCUGUCAGCGUUCUGCCUGACUGCAAAGCCGUCGCCUACAACACCGCUAAGAUCAAGGCACAGACAUCCGUCAUGGUGAAGAAACCUAACACAGUAGAGCAAGAGCCUGAGAACUUGAAAUGGUCAUGGAUGCCUGAGCACCUCAAGCCUUUCAUGACUGAUGAGAAAGGCAGCUUCAGAAAGAACGAGCUCUUGGAGCAGAUCACUACGUCAACCGACCAAAGUGACUAUUUGUGGUAUAGGACAAGUUUUGAGCACAAGGGGGAGGCCAAGUACAAGCUCUCCGUGAACACUACUGGCCAUCAGAUAUAUGCUUUUGUCAAUGGGAAGCUUGCUGGACGACAGCAUUCUCCCAACGGUGCUUUUAUCUUCCAACUCGAGUCUCCAGUGAAGCUACAUGAUGGCAAGAACUACCUUUCUCUCCUAAGCGCCACCAUGGGCCUUAAGAACUACGGAGCAUUGUUUGAGCUUAUGCCGGCCGGCAUUGUUGGGGGACCAGUGAAGCUGGUCGACAACAACGGCUCCACCAUUGACCUCUCCAACAGCUCCUGGUCAUACAAGGCUGGUUUGGCCGGUGAGCACAGGCAGAUCCAUCUGGACAAACCAGGCUACAAAUGGCAUGGUGACAACGGCACUAUCCCCAUCAACAGGGCCUUCACUUGGUACAAGGCCACGUUCCAAGCUCCAGCCGGGGAAGAGGCGGUGGUGGCGGACCUGAUGGGCCUGAACAAGGGCGUGGCGUGGGUGAACGGCAACAACCUGGGCCGGUACUGGCCUUCGUACGUGGCGGCCGAGAUGGGCGGGUGCCACCACUGCGACUACCGCGGCGCGUUCAAGGCGGAGGGCGACGGCCUAAAGUGCCUGACGGGCUGCAACGAGCCGGCCCAGCGGUUCUACCACGUGCCGCGGGUCUUCCUUAGGGCUGGGGAGCCCAACACCGUGGUGCUCUUCGAGGAGGCCGGCGGCGACCCGUCGCGGGUGGGCUUCCACACGGUCGCUGUCGGCCCAGUCUGCGUGGAGGCCGCCGAGAAAGGGGACAACGUCACGCUGUCUUGCGGCCAGCACAAGGGGAGAACCAUCUCAAGCGUGGACUUGGCCAGCUACGGCGUGACCCGAGGGCAGUGCGGCGCGUACCAGGGCGGCUGCGAGUCCAAGGCGGCAUACGAGGCGUUCGCCGAGGCCUGCGUCGGGAAGGAGUCUUGCACGGUGCAGCACACUGACGCCUUCUCCGGCGCCGGGUGCCAGUCCGGCGUGCUCACCGUUCAGGCAACUUGCUGAACUGAAUGGGUCUUCUUCACGGAAGACAGUAAUAAGAGAGCCACCCCGUCGACGCAUCACUUGUGCGCCCGGGCUGAGCCCAUCCGUCGGAGCAUAUCGACAAAUUAAGUUCGGAUGCUUGUGUGCUUGCCAAUUAAUCUCUGAUUGAUUUCAGAAACAUCGUUCUGUUCGAUUUUAGUCUACCAGUUGUUCUUUAUAUCUAGUAAGUACUAAUAGUUGAUGUAUGAAACUUGAAAGUAAAAUUUAUAUAUGUCUUGCAUAA
Messenger RNA from Brachypodium distachyon (stiff brome), 2774 nucleotides. RefSeq names its product beta-galactosidase 13. The record is from RefSeq and is a predicted model, not a curated record. Gene Ontology annotation, biological process: carbohydrate metabolic process. Gene Ontology annotation, molecular function: carbohydrate binding; beta-galactosidase activity. The transcript is spliced from 17 exons. Lineage: Eukaryota; Viridiplantae; Streptophyta; Magnoliopsida; Poales; Poaceae. Bases 23 to 2512 code for a protein of 829 amino acids. Gene Ontology annotation, cellular component: vacuole; cell wall.